Molecule: messenger RNA, 879 nt
Organism: Kazachstania africana CBS 2517
Lineage: Eukaryota; Fungi; Ascomycota; Saccharomycetes; Saccharomycetales; Saccharomycetaceae
Gene: YHI9
Product: Yhi9p
Exons: 1
Coding region: 1-879 (292 amino acids)
Biological process (GO): biosynthetic process
Cellular component (GO): cytoplasm
Molecular function (GO): isomerase activity
Source: RefSeq, a predicted model, not a curated record
AUGUCACUAAAGGUACCAUUCAAGCAGGUAGAUGUUUUCACAAACAAGCCAUUCAAGGGAAAUCCAGUAGCUGUCGUCAGUUGCCUCGACAUAUCGGAAGAUGAAAUAACCACCGAACAGUUACAAAACAUCGCUAUUUGGACAAAUAUAUCAGAGACAACAUUCCUAUUUAAGCCUAAGGACCCUUCACAUGACUACAAAUUGAGAAUUUUCGCUCCUACCAACGAAUUACCCUUUGCAGGACAUCCUACUGUUGGAUCUUGUAAGGCCUUUAUGGAAUUUACGGGUGCUAAGAAGUCAAAAAUCUAUCAAGAAUGUGGUGUUGGUGUUGUAGAACUCUCAAUUAAGGACGACGAAGUAAUCUCGUUCGAAGCUAAUCAAACAAUUGUUGAAGAUUUCAACAAAGAACAUGCCAGGUCUUUUGAAAACGUCCUUGGUGUUCAAACUAUUACAGAACCUAAGCUCUUGAACGUAGGACCAAAAUGGCUGGUCUACCUAGUCGAUAAUAGCGAUAUUGCCUAUAAUACAGAUCCCAACUACGGAAACUUAGCUUCUUUAUGCAAGGAGAAUAAUUACACUGGUAUCAUUUUGGGUGGUAAGAAGGUCAAUAAGGAAAAUGAGUAUGAGAUCAGAGCAUUUGCUGGUGGUGUCAAUGUUGAUGAGGAUCCUGUAUGCGGCAGUGGUGCAUUGUCCUUCAUCAGAUACCUGAAUGAGGUGUAUAAGUACUCUAGUACCACUCCAAUUAAGAUUACUCAAGGUGGAAGAGUAAACAGAGACGGCAGGAUAGAAGCUCUGAUAAAGAUUAAUGCAGAAGGACAACCUUCAUAUCAUGUAGGGGGCCAAGCUGUGACAGUCGUUGACGGUCAUAUAAUCCUAUAA